Molecule: messenger RNA, 2483 nt
Organism: Eufriesea mexicana
Lineage: Eukaryota; Metazoa; Arthropoda; Insecta; Hymenoptera; Apidae
Gene: Pex5
Product: peroxisomal biogenesis factor 5
Exons: 8
Coding region: 451-2328 (625 amino acids)
Biological process (GO): protein import into peroxisome matrix, docking
Cellular component (GO): peroxisomal membrane; cytosol
Molecular function (GO): protein binding
Source: RefSeq, a predicted model, not a curated record
UAUCAUUACUAGUAGGAACUGUAAUCAAUUAUAUAAUGGUAUCGAAUGAACAGAAAAUUUCUAUUCGGCAUUAAAAUAAAAUAUAUUGAAAAUAUAUAUUAAUAUGUAUGCCAUACAUCAUAGUUGUUACAAAAAAGAUGUUCAAGCCACCAGAUAGUUCAACAACUUGUCCGUGAUUUGACGUUCAUUAGCCAACAACACAUAAAGAAUGUCUUUAUAAUAUGCAUCUUGUCCUAACGUUAACUUGUACGUUUGCUAUGAUAAUUUUGCGCGCCCCACCAUUAUACAGCGAAAUUUAUUCGAUGCAAACUACCGAUAUUGUUCGAUGGUAUGGAAAUGAACAAUCUUAAACAGUGGGCUUGAUAUAAAACACGUUUAAUAUCAACAUUAUCAUCAGAAUAUUUAAUUAUAUUAAAAACGUAAAGAGGUGCAUAUUUAUAUUAAAACAGAAUGGCAUUCCGUGAAUUAGUAGAAGGUGAUUGUGGAGGACCUAGUUCUUUGAUUCGUUUAACAUCACACUUUGUGCGUGAUCAUGGAUUCAAAGAAGAAGGGCUACAUUAUCCUUUUGAGCAUGUGGAACCUUUUCAAGCUUCAGAUUCAGAUCAGUUAGUUAAACAAUUUUUAGAAGAAAAUCCUUCACGUCCUCAAACAUUUAGAAUGGACAAUUUAUUACAAGAAAUGCGUGAAAUUGAUCAAAAUAUUCAUCCACCUAUAGCGGCACCAGGAGUUGCUCAAGAAUUAACCAGUUUAGAUACAGCUUGGGCAAAUCAGUAUCUUGAAUCGGGACGCCAUUUUAAUGAGCACCAUGCUGAUGAUAUUUGGCAUCCUGAAGUAGAACAAAAUUCAAAUGAUUUAAAUCACCAAAAACAUGAAUUAGGAUUAGGACCAAAAUGGGCAGAGGAAUACAUAGAACAUAGCAUAGAUGCUUUACAAAGUAACAUAAAUAUGGAACAUUCAACAGAAGCAAUAGAAAACAAUGAUAAUCCUAAUUUUGAAUAUUCAAAAUUCAUGAAAUUUAUGAAACAAGAAGGAGAUAUCCCUGUAGAAAACAAUCAAGAGUCACUGCCAGAUCUUCAUAAUGCAAGCAAAGAGUGGAUAGAACAGUAUGACAAUGAUAAUGAAACAUCUGAAGACAAAAUUUCUAUUAGUGACAGUCAAGAAAAUGAAGUAGCAAAUAAACAACAAAUAGGAGAAGAACUAGCUGUUGCUGGUAAUUGGAUAGAUGAAUUUCAGAAAGAAGAUAUUUCCUCAGAAGUAGACAAUUAUGAGUCUACAUUUUUAAAACUUCAAAAUGAAUGGGAAAAGAUUUCAUCAGCUGAAGAAUUAUCUUCCAAGCAUCCAUGGCUUUCAGAGUAUGAUACUUUUUAUGAUCCGUUUAAAGAUUAUGAAUUUCAUGAAGAAAAUCCUAUGAAAAGUUUACCUAAUGCAUUAGAAGAGGGUAAGAAAAGAUUAGAAGCUGGAGAUUUACCAAGUGCUAUACUUUGCUUUGAAGCAGCAGUUCAACAAGAUGAGAAUAAUUCAGAAGCUUGGUUAUUACUUGGUAAAACUCAAGCUGAAAAUGAACAAGAUCCAUUAGCCAUUUCUGCACUAAAACGUUGUCUAAAUUUGGACCCAGCAAAUGUAGCUGCUCUUAUGGCACUUGCAGUUUCAUAUACAAAUGAAUCAUACCAAAAUCAAGCAUGUGUAACUCUUAAAGAAUGGCUAUUAAAAAAUGAAAAGUACAAACAUCUCUCAAUACAAAAGCCUAACAGUGAGCAAAACUCAAAGUCAAAUGUAUCAUCUAUUCUAUUUAACGAUGUGCAUGAAGAAGUAAAAAACCUUUAUAUUCAAGCUGCACGAAUAAAUCCAUUGAAUGAAAUAGAUCCAGAUGUGCAAUGUGGAUUAGGGGUACUUUUUAAUUUAUCUAAUGAAUAUGAUAAAGCUAGCGAUUGCUUCCAAGCAGCGCUACAAGUACGUCCUCAUGAUUCUAGAUUAUGGAAUAGAUUAGGUGCAACUUUAGCUAACGGUCAAAAAUCGGAAGAAGCUAUAAAUGCGUAUCAUCAUGCUUUAAAAUUGUCACCUGGAUUCAUUAGAGCUCGUUAUAAUCUCGGAAUUUCAUGCAUUAAUCUAGGUGCAUUUAAGGAGGCAGGUGAACAUCUUGUAAUAGCUUUAAACCAACAAGCUGCCGGUCGUGGAAUUCAAGGCGAAAGUUUUUCACCGAAAGCAAUGUCGAACACCAUUUGGUCAACAUUGAGAAUUGUCAUUUCACUAAUGCACAAAUAUCACUUAACUGAAGCAAUAGAGAACAGAGAUCUAACAAGGUUGAAUAAGGAGUUUGAAAUUGUAUAAAAACUUGUUGAACUCGUUUGUUAAAAAGUAUAAACUCUUUUUAACUUAGUAUUUAAGAUAUCGUAAAAUAAAAUGAUUAAAAAUAUUUUUCGUAGUUGAGAAGUGUAUAUACAAACAAAAACUAAAAGGAUACUAUGAUAUAAUUUUUUAUUAUA